GCAAGAGAAGGUUGAGGUACCACAAUGAUCGGAAGACUGGUUCCUUUGAUUCUUCUAAGUACAUUGUCUUUGAUUGAAAUGAGAGAGAUUCCUCAGCAGAUGUCUUUACAUGAGGCUAAACUUGGAGAUGAUGUGAAUCUGACAUGUGUGAAAAAUAAUGCAGAGUUUUCUUACUGGUAUAAGUUGAAUUUUGGAUACUUGCUUGAAACAGUUGCUAAAAGAACUUAUGGAAGAAUAUCCCUCAGUGGACAAUUUAACAACUCAAGAUUCAGUGCCACAAAAGUAGGUCAUGUGUAUUCUCUUAUCAUAAGAAAUGUAAGCAAAGAAGAUGAAGCAACUUACCUCUGUCAUGCAGGAUCGGUAUAUGAACCAGAAUUUAUAAAUGGCACAAUUUUGGCAGUGAAAGAUCCUAAAACUCAACUUAAAUCUGUAACUGUGAAACAAACUCCAGACAUGGAGUCAGUCAAGCUGGGUGAUACAAUGACUCUGCAGUGUUCGCUCCUCUCCAAGAACGAGAAUGACACAGAUCAGUGUCCAGAUGAAGACAAAGUGCACUGGUUCAAAGGUGGAUCAGAAUCCCAUCCAGGCGUCAUUUACCACGGCAGUCUCAGAAAUAAAGAGGACGGGAGAUGUGACUACAGUCUGUCCAAAACUGUAACAAACUCAUCUGAUGCUGGGACGUACUACUGUGCUGUUGUCACAUGCAGUGAGAUCCUGUUUGGUGAAGGAACAAAAGUGGUGACAAAUGAGUUCCCGCUCAGUGCUGUGCUUGUGACGCUGCUGAUCUUCUCUGUGCUUGUAAAUUUUGGUCUGAUUGUCUCCAGAAAAAAGAAGCCAACUUGUGAACAGUCCAAAGGAGGAGAAACCGUCUCCACUCAGCCUCCAAUCAAUGACCAGGGUAGAUCAACUGCAGAUCAACUGAGUAAUGUGGACGGUGAAGAAGUAGGAGUCAACUAUGCGGCGCUGGACUUCCCCUCGAGAAAAGCUAAAAAAUGGAAGAAUAAGUGGGAGCUACCAGAUGACAGCAUAUAUUCUGGCAUGAUAGACUACCAGUAAAAUGCUCUCCUCAUCAAGAAUGAAUAUUUAACAAUUUUCGUGCUGAUAUAUUAUUGUUAGUAGCACUGCAAAAUAGAUUAGGCUAGAGAUGGGACAUAUGUUUUGUAAUGCUGGCUAUUUAAAUCAAAAAUAUAUAUGUUAAGAUUAUGUGGAUCUUUAUAUUAUGUACUAUCAGAUUUGA
This is a messenger RNA of Maylandia zebra (zebra mbuna), 1237 nucleotides long. RefSeq lists its product as uncharacterized. Gene Ontology annotation, biological process: response to bacterium. The record is from RefSeq and is a predicted model, not a curated record. Lineage: Eukaryota; Metazoa; Chordata; Actinopteri; Cichliformes; Cichlidae.